AUGGAGGCGGAGCAAGAGGAUUCUUACGAUUUCUUCGCCGGAUUGAAGUUCGUCCUUUUAGGUUUUGAUCCCAUUUCGCUACAGAAGGUGAGGUCCAAAAUUGUGGAAGGCGGUGGAGUGGCUGAUGUUCGAUACAGUUCCGACUGCACUCACGUUGUUGUGGAUAAAGUUGUUUAUGAUGAUCCCAUCUGUGCGGCUGCUCGAAGGGAUGGCAAGUCGGUAGUCACCAAUUUGUGGGUUGACCAUAGUUUUGAUUUGGGAAUGCCUGCUGACACAGCCUCUAUCAUGUAUAGGCCUUUAAGGGACCUGAAUGGAAUUCCGGGGGCCAAAUCUUUGGUUAUUUGCUUGACUGGAUACCUGCGUCACUAUCGAGAAGAUAUUAUGACAAUGGUUGGCUUGAUGGGUGCAAAUUUUUCAAAGCCUUUGGUGGCAAACAAGGUUACUCAUCUAGUAUGCUACAAAUUCGAAGGCGAGAAGUAUGAGCUUGCAAAGAAAAUUAACAGGAUUAAACUUGUCAACCAUCUGUGGUUGGAAGAUUGUUUAAAAAGUUGGAAAAUUAUGCCUGAAGCUGACUACGAGAAGAGUGGUUAUGAAUUGGAAAUGAUGGAAGCUCAAGCUAAAGAUUCUGAAGACGAGUUGUCAAAUACAGCAAUCAGCCAACAGGCACAAAGAGAGUUUGCUGCCCUUUCAGCUUCUUUGUUAAUUGAGGAAAAGGAAGCUAAAUGUGAUGAAGUUCCAUUUCAAAAAGGAACUUUAAGUCGCAAUGAAGCAUCUACCGCUGAAAAUGGAAGUGCAGAGAACAUUUGCGGUGGUUUUCGAUUACAAUCAAUGAAUAAAUCAUCCUCUCCAUUUGUUGGAAGUGCCUUCAGUUCAGUUUCUUAUAGUAAUAAGAAAUCAUCUCAGCUCGGUGCAUCUGACAACACGAAAUCACCCAAGCUCAGUUUGGUUUCAGUUCAUCUGACCCUUGGUGCACCUGAACACCUUAAAUCACCUCAGCUCAGUGCUUCCGACCACAUUGCUUUAAGUUAUUCCAGAAAAACCCCAAGGAAAGCUACUCUUCCUUUCGAAUCUGUAAGCAACCACAUGGUCAACGAAUGCUUUGCCCGGUCUUCUUCCAGGAUGGAUGAGAAAGGAACUGUAUCCCCUAACCUGAAAAGUUCCUUGGCGGAAAAUCUAUUACCCCCAGGAGAUGAGCAAAACGAUCAAACUGUUAAUGCCUCUGAAAACAGAAACAUGGACAUGGAUUGCAUCUCAGAAGGUACAUUAUGCAAGGACAAAACUGAACAAGCUGCACCUGAACCUCUUACGAAUAGAAAGCUACAGACAACUAGUCAUUCGCCUGUAGUAAGUUCCACCAAUGCAGAUGGUAAUGCUCAUUUGAGUCCCCAAAAAGAUUCUCCUCUUAAGAUGGAAACAUUUCCAAUACCUGAAACUAUGUCCAAUGAAACUACUGAGCCACAUAAGUCUCCAAUCAACUUCGUAAAGGAUGCCAUGCCUCAAAUUAACUGCAGUGGGGAAACACUUCCAUUGGCGUCCAGAAGGAGAGAGAAUACCAGCUUGGAUCAUAUGACAAAAGUUGCAGAUGUCAUCACUGAUAAACCUGAAAGUGUAUUCAAUGAAUCUACUGAGCCACGUGAUGGAGAAAUACCGACUCCUGGAACCAGCAAAAUUGAGGCUGCAAAUUCCAAUACUAGAGUUGGUUUAGACCAUCCAGAAGACCAUCCGGAAGGUGAGGCCAGCACUCUGUCAAAACCGCCUAGAAAAAAGCAGGCGGCUAGAAGAACUUUGGGUUCUCGACAAAAGCAGGUGGCUAAAAAAACUUUGGGUUCUAGACCAAGCUUUGGCAGAGGUGGAGCUGGAAAUCAAAAAGUGGCCAACACGAGUGAAAAAGUCUCUCUUGAGAAAUCUCCUGUCAGUGCCAGUGAAGGCAAGGGGACUGAAGACCUUGAUAGGGUUAUUGUUUCUGGAAAUACCGGGAUGAUUUCUCCGAGUUCUGAUACAAAUAUGGACAAAGAUAUCAAGAUGGCCAGCUUUUUUGAAUUCAGCAGUGAUGAGAGAAAUGUGGCAGGAAUUGUAGAUGAUGAAACUGAAGCUCCAGAGAAUCAGGAAGAUAAUGAAUUAGUUGCUGUUGUCAACAAAAACAAGUAUGAGGGUGUUGACGUUUCACAUUCAGAUGAUAUAAGAUCGGGAAGUAAAGUAGGUGUUGAAAAUGAACAGGAUGACGAUGUUCUUGCCAGAGAAGAUGAUUUAUUGAUUUCUGAUGAGGAAAAUUCUAAAAUGGAAGCUGAAAUUGCUUCUCUGGAGCAAAUGGGAAAUGAUGAGUCAACAGUCAUGGAUUGGACUGAAGAGGACAGGAAAAUCAGAGGCAAAAAACGUACUUUAACUGGAGCAAAGAAAGACAACUCAACCGUGGUGACCACAUUAGGAAGUUCUACUAAAGGUGACAGGAGGAAGGGAAUGAGCACUGCAAAGGCAAAAACAAAGAUGGUAAUGAGUCCCCUCGUGGCAGAUGGGGGCGAGUCGAAAAACUCAAACAAAAGUGAUAGGCCUACAGCAAAAUCAAAAGCAAAGAAGGCAAAGGUCGCUCCCCCUUUGGCAGAUGGCUCCCGGUUGAACGACUCGAACGGAACGGAUACGGAGAAUAGGCCGGUAUCCAAGCCGAGAGCAAAGAAGGCAAAGGUUUCUUCCCCAAGGGCAGAUGAGGAUGAGUCAAAGAACCCCACUGAAAUAGAUAAGGAGAACAGGCCUGAUCAUAGCGGAAGCCUUAAUGUGAAGCCCAGAAAGAAGCAAACUGGGAGUUUGACUCAAAUAUCAAACCAGAAAUCCCAGGAGAAAGAGGUUGCCCUGCCAGGUGAAGAGUCUGUGUUACGGGAUCCUCAAACGAGAACAAACCCGGCAUGGUUUAUACUUACAGGCCAUGUAUUGCAAAGAAAGGAGUUUAAAAAGGUGAUAACACGUUUGAGAGGAAGGGUGUGCAGAGAUUCUCACCAAUGGAACUAUCAAGCAACACAUCUUAUUGUUCCAGAUCCGUUACGCAGAACUGAAAAGUUUUUUGCUGCUGCAGCAUCUGGAAGGUGGAUUCUGAAGACUGAUUAUUUAACUGCUUGUGAUGAGGCUGGGAGGUUUUUGCCUGAAGAGCCAUAUGAAUGGCACAAAAAAGGCCUUAACGAAGAUGGUGCAAUCAACCUGGAAGCCCCACGGAAGUGGCGUCUCUUGAAGGAGAGGACUGGACACGGUGCCUUCUAUGGAAUGCAUAUAAUCAUUUAUGGAGAAUGCUUUGUACCUUCACUGGACACACUGAAGCGCGUGGUGAAGGCUGGAGAUGGUACUAUUUUGGCAACUUCACCUCCUUACACUCGCUCGCUAGAGUCAGGAAGAAUCGACUUUGCCAUUGUUAGUCCUGGGAUCCAGCGAGAUGACAUUUGGGUUCAAGAAUUCUUAAGAUAUGAGAUACCCUGUGUUGUAGCUGAUUAUUUGGUUGAAUAUGUGUGUAAACCGGGAUACCCUCUAGACAAGCAUGUACAAUACAACACGCAUGCUUGGGCCAUGAAGUCGUUUAAGAAACAAGUAAACCGUGUGGAAGAUACGGUUGAGGUUUCUACGCCGGAGCAAAAUGGUGCUGAUGACAUUAAGUGUCACUUGUGUGGUUCUGGUGACAAUGGAGAAGAACUGCUCAUUUGUGGCGAUGAAACUGGUUCUUCAGGUUGUGGUAUCGGUGUACACAUGGGCUGUUGUGAUCCCCCGCUCGAAGAGAUCCCUGAAGGGGACUGGUAUUGUGAAAAUUGCAGCAAUAAAACUGGAAAGAAGCCUAAGAAAUCCAUCCCCAAGUCAAAGCGAAAGUAAAUUUUCUUUUCUUUUUCUUUGUACUUUUUAGUUUAUAGCUUUUGUUAUAUUUGACUCUGAAAAACAAAUAUUGGCAACUCUAUAUAAUGCCUCCUUAGUACAAACUGCCACCGACCUCUUUGUGAAUUGUGUAACGUGUCUGCGUGUGUUCCUAUUGGUUUUCAUGAUCUUCUGCCCUUGUCGUUGGCCCCAGCAAACUUUUAUAACUGCAUUGAUUUUUUUGGACGCUAAUACCAGCUGGUAAUUUGUAACUAGGAAAUAAGCAAUG
Oldenlandia corymbosa var. corymbosa is the source of this 4111-nucleotide messenger RNA. The record is from the annotation of a GenBank genome assembly. Lineage: Eukaryota; Viridiplantae; Streptophyta; Magnoliopsida; Gentianales; Rubiaceae.